AUGUGCCUCAACAGCCCGGUGUAUGGCCUGGUCCGGACCAGCAGCCGCGCCACCCAAGACGAGGACUGCCUCUUCCUCAACCUCUAUGUGCCGGUUGAGGCUCUCAAGCCCGACGCGGCCCGCGUGCCCGUCAUGAACUUCAUCCAUGGCGGCGGGUUCAUCAUCGGCGCGGCGUCCAGCACGCAUGUGGCCCCCGACCCGCAGGACUGGGUCCGGUCGACCAAGUCCAUCGCCGUGCAGGCCAACUACCGCCUCGGGGCGCUGGGGUUCAUGGCGCACCCGGUGCUGGAUGUGACCGACGAUGCGGGGACCCUGGUGGAGCCGAGCGGGGCCUUCGGCCUGGCGGACCAGGUGGCCGCGCUGGAGUGGAUCCAGCGCAGCAUCGGGGCCUUCGGCGGCGAUGCCACCCGGGUGACGGUGGUCGGCGAGUCGGCCGGCGGCUUCAGCAUUUGCGCCAUGCUGGCCAGCGACUAUGCGGCUUCGCGGCCGCUGGCCGCCGGGGGCCGGGGGCUGCCCUUCGCCCAGGCGGCGCUCCUGAGUGGCCCCUGCUCGUACUCCUUCCCGGAAGCGCCGUUCAUGGGGUGGGCCGGGCCUGGCGGGCCGGCGGCCGGUGCCGCCACCCCGACCCCGGCCUUGGAUCCCACCCGCCAGCUGGCGUCGCAGCCCCGCGCGGAGGACUGGCUCCCGGUGGCCUCCCGGCCGCCGGUGUUCCUGCCCCCGCCAUCGGGCCCGGGGCACGAUGGCCGCCGGCCGGCCUUCAACAUGCUCCACCAGACCGAGGCCGCCAUGCGGGCCAUGGGCUGCCUGGGGCCCGAUGAGUCGGCCGAUCCCGAGCUCGGCCUGCCGGUCCCGCCGGAACGCGUGGACUGGGCCCGGGUCCGGGCAUGUGUCUAUGCCGCCACCCCGGACCAGGUGAAUGGCGCCAUCACCGCUCGCCGGGGGAUCCUCUGGUUCCGCGGGGCCUUCUGGUUCCCGACGGUCAAUCGCGCCGGCCCGGUGUUCAUGCGCCAGCCCUUGGAGGCCUUCGGCCAGGGGUACACCGCGGCCCUGAUGGGCCCGUCGGUCGGUGCCCCGGCCACGGCUCCCCCCCGGCUGCGCAUUGCCUUCGGCGACAAUUCCGACGAGGGGACCAUCUUCGUGUGGCUGGGCUUCCCGGUGCGCGUGCGCCGGGCCGAAUUCGCCGCCCUGCUGCAGCGCACGGUCGGGCCGGAGGCCGCGGCCAACCUGAUGCUCGCGUAUGGCGGCCAGCCGGCGCCCGCCAGCCCUGCCGGGGCCAAUGCCACCACGGCCCCGGCCGCCAACGGGGCGGCCACCCUGCCACCCCUGCGCCGCGAGGCCCUCGGCCCGGUGGAGGACCUCACCCAGGACCGGGUGGCCGUGGCCCGCGCCGUCAGCGACCUGUGGAAUUGCGCCACCCGCGUCAGCACCCGGACCCUGGCCCGGUCGUAUGAGCAGCUGCUGGCCGCGCGCCGGGUGCCGGCCUCCUCGCCCAGCAUGUCGGCCAUCUUCUCCUACUACUUUGCCCAUGCGCCGGGCUUCGCCCGGUGGCCCUUCGACACCUUCGGCGCGUACCAUGGCGCCGAGCUGGCGUACAUCUUCGGCGUGCGCCGCAGCCAGUAUCACCAUGCCGACCAGCAGGUCUUUGAGCAUGUGCGCGGGGCCUUCGGCCGGUUUGUCCACGGGCUGAUCCCCUGGUCGCCCUUCCGCCUGGCGGCCGACCAUGCGGCGGCCCCCGCGCUCGGCUCCCAGGCCGAGCUGUUCUUCCCCCGCGACCCGGAGCACAGCCUCUGGUCGCAUGUGGAGGUGUUCGGGUCGCGGGCCACCGUCCUGGACGCCACCUGGUCCGGGGGCCUGCACUGUGCGGCGGUUUGGUACAAUGCCUCCAUCGAUGCGGCCGGGUUCCUGCACAUCCCGGAUGCCGCGCGUGUGGGCUACCGCGAGCCGGUCCUCUCGCAGUUCCUCAACGAGGCGGCCGUCAUGUUCCUCGUGUCGGCGGUCGGCUUCCUCAGCGAACACCGCGUGUCGGUUCUCGGCGGCCUGCUCGCGGUGGCCGGGCUGAUCAUCGUCCGGCUGUACACUCGCCGUGCUGGUCGCCGUCGGGCCGCCGCCGCCGCCAUGGCCGCCAAGAAGAACGACUGA
Molecule: messenger RNA, 2139 nt
Organism: Fonticula alba
Lineage: Eukaryota; Rotosphaerida; Fonticulaceae
Exons: 2
Coding region: 1-2139 (712 amino acids)
Source: RefSeq, a predicted model, not a curated record